UCUUCCCACUCUCGCACACUCCUCUUCUAUAGAGAGAGAAACAAGAGAUCUGAUUCCAAUCAAGAGAGAGAGAGAGAGAGAGGAGACAACAUUUCCAUUCCAUUCUCCCUUUGACACACACUGACCCUGUCUUUUUCUCUCUCUAACUAACACAUACAAAUCUGUAUCUAUACAUCUAUAUCUAUAUCUAUCUACAUCUAUUCAUUCAAAUUCACUGUUCACAUCAGCUACAGUGUAUGUACUUUACCGAAACCCUAACUAAACAACUAAUUUCAUUCCGAGCCGAUUAAUGCGUGAAUAACUUCAGAUCCAAUGGAAGACACGCCGGAGAUGCUAGAGUACAGCAAUGUACGGCCGCCGGUAUCCGAAACGACGCCUUUGACUGUUUCAGGAUCCUUUAAGGAAAGUGCUAGGGUAUCAGGUCGUAGAAGGAAUUCAAGGAGACCUAGUUUAGAUACUGAUGAGUUUAUGAAUCUUCUCCACGGGUCGGAUCCGGUUAAAGUGGAGCUUAAUCGUUUAGAAAAUGAAGUUAGAGAUAAGGAUAGGGAGCUGAAUGAAGCUCAAGCUGAGAUCAAGGCUCUCAGGCUGUCAGAACGUCUCCGUGAGAAAGCUGUUGAAGAGCUAACUGAAGAGUUGUCAAAGGUCGAUGAGAAGCUGAAGUUGACGGAAUCUCUUCUAGAUGCCAAAACUCUUGAAAUUAAGAAAAUCAAUGAUGAGAAGAAAGCAUCUAUGGCUGCCCAGUUUGCAGCAGAAGCCACUCUUAGAAGGGUUCAUGCUGCUCAAAAGGAUGAUGACAUGCCCCCUAUUGAAGCAAUUCUUGCACCAUUAGAAGCUGAGUUGAAGAUUGCUCGACAAGAGAUUGCUAAGCUACAGGAUGACAAUAAAGCAUUGGACCGACUGACGAAAUCAAAAGAGGCUGCUCUACUUGAAGCUGAGAGAACUGUACAGGUAGCCUUGGCGAAGGCUUCAAUGGUGGAUGAUCUUCAGAAUAAGAAUCAAGAAUUGAUGAAGCAGAUUGAAAUUUGCCAGGAGGAAAACAAAAUUUUGGAUAAAAUGCAUCGUCAAAAAGUGGCUGAAGUUGAAAAACUUACACAAACAGUACGCGAGCUUGAAGAGGCUGUUCUUGCUGGUGGUGCUGCUGCAAAUGCUGUGAGGGAUUAUCAGCGAAAAGUUCAAGAGAUGAAUGAGGAACGAAAAACUCUGGAUCGAGAGCUAGCUCGUGCAAAAGUUACAGCAAAUAGAGUAGCAACAGUAGUAGCUAAUGAAUGGAAAGAUUCUAAUGACAAAGUGAUGCCCGUAAAACAAUGGCUUGAAGAAAGAAGGUUCUUGCAGGGAGAAAUGCAACAACUGCGGGACAAAUUAGCUAUAACCGAGCGUGCGGCAAAGUCUGAAGCACAAUUGAAAGAAAAAUUUCAACUGCGACUCAGAGUACUGGAAGACACUUUGAGAUCACCGAACUCUUUUGCUCGUAGCUCAGCAGAUGGAAAAAGCAUGAGCAAUGGGCCUUCACGUCGCCAGUCCUUGGGUGGAGGUGAUAACUUCUCGAAGAUGGCUUCAAAUGGAAUAUUACCGAAAAGAUCACCAUCUUUCCAAAUGAGAUCAACACUUUCAUCUGGUUCCAGUUCAAUUCUGAGGCAUGCAAAGGGUACAUCAAAGUCAUUUGAUGGGGGUUCACGGGCACUUGACAGGAGUAAGUUUACUUCAAAUGGAAGUGGCAGUCCUACUUUUAAUCUUGGCCAAUCAUGCGAGGGAACCAAAGAUAUCGAGAUAGGAAAUUUGGAUGAGAAACCUAGUGGCUCGUCAGGAACCGAAAUCGAGGAUACUGUGCCGGGACUGUUGUAUGAUUUGCUUCAGAAAGAGGUGGUUGCUUUGAGAAAAUCUGGUCAUGAAAAGGAUCAAAGCAUAAAAGACAAGGAUGAUGCAAUUGAAAUGUUAGCUAAGAAAGUAGACACUUUAACCAAAGCUAUGGAGGUUGAAGCCAAAAAGAUGAGAAGGGAGGUGGCUGCAAUGGAGAAGGAGGUAGCUGCUAUGCGGGUCGACAAAGAACAGGAUUCCAGGGCUAAACGCUUUGCAAACUCCAAAGGUCCUGUAAACAGCUCUCAGCUACUUCCAGCCAGGUAGAAUGUGGCAAGGGGCGGGUUGACGCGAAGCACCCAAUAACAUGAAAAAGAGAAUGUGUACUGGGUCUGUCCUCGUUUUAAUAUUUUCAAAAACUAGGAUACUGAUACUAUAUGUCAUGGAAGUAGUAGCAUAAAGAUGGAAAACAAGAGUUGGAGAAAAGGGUAUGCUGUGUUGGUAUUCUUUCUGACUAUUUGGUAGAGAAGAAACGAGCGGAAGGAUGUUGAGGCCGAGCUAACCAUUGUGUGGCUGUAUAGGUAGCUUUGUUGGUGUUUUCUUACUUUUGGUUCUUAUAGUUUGUAGUGUGAUUGUCGGUUGUUUGGCAAUAUAGCUGUAAUCAGCUGGAAGAAGUUGGAGUUAGUAGCGAUUAUGCGAGAACAGUUUUCUGAUUAGCAAUAGUUGUGGUCUUUGCAAAAUGAAAUAUUAGAUUGGUCAAUGUUUUGCUUGUUUUGUGUAAGGUAAUAUCAGAUUAUCAUUGCUGCUA
Erigeron canadensis is the source of this 2602-nucleotide messenger RNA. Its product is annotated as microtubule-associated protein 70-2-like. Lineage: Eukaryota; Viridiplantae; Streptophyta; Magnoliopsida; Asterales; Asteraceae. Gene Ontology annotation, biological process: cytoskeleton organization. The record is from RefSeq and is a predicted model, not a curated record. The transcript has 11 exons. Gene Ontology annotation, molecular function: microtubule binding. Bases 313 to 2121 code for a protein of 602 amino acids.